This is a messenger RNA of Corticium candelabrum, 2220 nucleotides long. RefSeq names its product multifunctional procollagen lysine hydroxylase and glycosyltransferase LH3-like. Gene Ontology annotation, biological process: peptidyl-lysine hydroxylation. Gene Ontology annotation, molecular function: procollagen-lysine 5-dioxygenase activity. The record is from RefSeq and is a predicted model, not a curated record. The transcript is spliced from 21 exons. Gene Ontology annotation, cellular component: endoplasmic reticulum. The coding region runs from base 25 to 2220 and encodes 731 amino acids. NCBI's taxonomy places the organism in Eukaryota, Metazoa, Porifera, Homoscleromorpha, Homosclerophorida, Plakinidae.
UUUGCUGUACACAGACACACAAAGAUGUCUCAGAGACGUUACCUCAUGUGUUGGAUUACGUCUACAUUCUUGCUAGUUGUAUCUAGUCUUCUUCAAGAAGGCGACACAAAUCUUUUGGUGAUGACUGUGGCGACUGAGUUGUCUGAUGGACAUGCUCGCUUCAUGGAAUCAGUCGAACAGCUUGGCUUAGAUGUCAAAGUUGUUGGUAUGGAGCAAGGGCAUAGAAGUGCAUUGACUAGGCAAAUCAGUGGUCGCAAGAAAAUUUCACUGCUGGUCAAUGCUCUUGCUCAAUAUAAAGACAAUAAUAAGCUGGUGGUAAUGAUCACAGACAGUAAGGAUGCGAUUUUGCUGGCUGGAAAAGAAGCUAUUUUGUCAAAAUUUAGAAAUUUUGAUUCUAGUUUGGUGUUUGCAGCAGAUAAAACUUGCUCACCAGACGAAUUUCUAGCGGAGAAUUAUCCUAAUGUGUUUUUGGGAUCUCGAUUUAUUAGCUCUGGUGGAUAUAUAGGAUAUGCAUCGGUCGUUUAUGAAGCUUUGUCUACAGCGCCGAUCAGGAGCAACGAACACGAGCAAUUAUUUUUCACACAUCUUUAUCUUUACAACAAGGAGUUCAAAAAAAAGUAUAACGUGAAGUUGGACCAUCGAGCACAUUUGUUUCAGAACUUGAAUGGAGCUGAAGAAGAAGUCGAGUUGAUGUUUGACGGCAGCCAUUCGUGGAUUGAGAAUGUGGUGUAUAAUACAAAACCCGUAAUGAUCCGAGGAACCGAAUCGUCUCGGUUGAAACUCAACUAUUUGGGAAACUACGUUCCGAAUCGGUGGCUGCCUGACAGCGGAUGCUCAUUGUGUGAUCAAAAUACAUUUAGUUUGCAAGACAAAGCUGAUACUGAAUUUCCAGACGUGUUGAUUGCAAUUUUUAGCAUAACUCCAACUCCAUUUUUCAAGCGUUUUUUGGAACGAGUGGCUGCUUUGAACUACCCAAAGAGUAGAAUCAGUCUGAGAUUCUAUGUAUUGAAUAAAUUCCAUCAUAUUGAUGCCAUGUUGUGGCUGGAUGAACCUAGUAAUGCUGCCUAUAGGAAUGUCAGCUUUAUAUCUCACGAAAGUCACUUAACAGAAUCAGAAGCUCGUGAAGAUGGAGUACGCUCCUGUGUGAUGAGCAGCUGCAGCUACUAUUUUGCUAUUGACACUACUGCGAUGCUAGUGAAUCGAAACACGUUACGAUUACUGGUGGAACAAAAUAGGACAUUGUUGGCUCCGCUUGUUGCCAUACCAAAGAAACUCUUCUCAAAUUUCUGGGGCUCUCUUUUAUCGACGGGCUACUAUGCACGUUCUCCUGAUUAUAUUGAUAUCAUAACGAGAAGAAAAGUUGGCAUUUGGAAUGUUCCAUAUGUGAUGGCCGUAUACUUAAUCAAAGGAAGCGUACUGUCACAGAGGUUUACUUUGCCUUACACAGCUUCUGGUGUAGACGUUGAUAUGGCUUUCUGUGCAUCACUCAGAAAGCUGGAAGUAUUCAUGUACGUGACAAAUCGACAUCACUUCGGACAUCUCGUGGAAUCAUCUCGAUUCACGACAACUCGUUAUCACAAUGACAUGUACCAGUUGUUCGACAAUAAAUUAGACUGGGAGGAGGAAUACAUCCAUCCCAACUACUCUCAGUGCAUAGAGGGUUCUACUCAACCUCCCAUGCCUUGUCCAGACGUUUAUGACUGCCCGUUGUUUUCUCCCAAAUUUGCUAGAGAACUGAUUGAGGAAAUGGAGAGAUACGGUCAAUGGUUACCGACGAAAGAAGAGAACGAGGACAUUCCGUUUUAUGCCGAUCAGGAGUCUUUCCAAACAGUCGAAAUUGCAAUGGAUAAGAUUGCGUUUAAUUCUCAAUGGAUGGAAAUAAUAAAAUCCUACAUAUUGCCAAUGCAACAACAAGUCUACAACGGAUACAAUUCUCAUGGCCGUUCUGACAGGAACGUUGUUGUCAAAUACAGAAAGCAAUCUUCGUUUGCAUUGAAACCUCAUGGUGCCAAGUCGGGUUUUAUAGUCAAUGUGGCUCUCUCACAACAUGGUCGUGACUAUCAGGGAGGUGGAUAUCGUUUUGUUCGUUACAAUUGCACUACCACUAGACUUUCUAUUGGUCAUAUCCUGAUGUAUCCGGGUCAGAUAACUCAUUGGUAUGAACGUCUUGGAAUAACAGCAGGCGCUAACUACGUCAUAAUCUCAGUCAUAGCACCAUAA